Malus domestica (apple) is the source of this 1942-nucleotide messenger RNA. RefSeq names its product cytochrome P450 78A5. Lineage: Eukaryota; Viridiplantae; Streptophyta; Magnoliopsida; Rosales; Rosaceae. Gene Ontology annotation, molecular function: oxidoreductase activity, acting on paired donors, with incorporation or reduction of molecular oxygen; monooxygenase activity; heme binding. The record is from RefSeq and is a predicted model, not a curated record.
UGCUUGCUUCGUCUUCCACUUUCCCACUCUGAAAAAAAACCGCUCUCUCCCUUGACCCUAAUCAAAAUGUCUGUCGAAAAUCACCUCAUGUUCAUACCUAGGUCGAUUCUUCACUCCUCCGUUCUGGGUUUCGAGACAUUUGCCUGUUUUGUGCUUCUCACGGGGGUCUGCGCCUUCUGCUUCGCUCCCGGAGGCCUCGCCUGGGCGCUGUGCAAGGAUCGAGCUUCCCGGGCUAUUCCGGGUCCACCUGGCUACCCCCUCAUUGGGUCGUUCGCCGUUUUCAUCGGGUCGACUCGCCACCGAGUGCUGGCCAAGCUCGCCAGGAGCUUCAAGGCCGAGGCUUUGAUGUCUUUCUCCGUCGGUCUCAGCCGGUUCGUGAUCGCCAGCCAACCGGAAACGGCGAAAGAGAUGCUGAACAGCACAGCUUUCGCUAACCGUCCUGUGAAUGAGACGGCCUACGAGCUUCUCUUCAACAGAGCGAUGGGGUUCGCGCCGUACGGUGAGUACUGGAGGAAUCUGAGGAGGAUUGCAGCGACCCAUUUGUUCAGUCCAAAGAGAAUCGCUGGCUCUGAGGCUUUCCGACGCGAAGUGGGGCUGAAAAUGGUCGAGGAGUUUAGGCGUAUGAUGUUGAAGAACGGCCAAGUUCAGGUGAAAAAGGUGCUUCAUUUCGGUUCUCUGAACAAUGUUAUGAUGACGGUUUUUGGGCGGUGCUACGAGUUCGACAAAGGCGGCGAUGGACUGGAGCUUGAGAAACUGGUGACUGAAGGGUAUGAGCUGCUGGGGUUGUUCAACUGGAGCAACCAUUUUCCGUUUCUGAGUUGGCUGGAUUUGCAGGGCGUAAGGAAGAGGUGCAGAAAGUUGGUUUCGAAAGUGAAUGGUUUUGUUGGAAAAAUCAUCGAAGAACAUAGGCUUGAGAGAGUGAAAGGUGGCAGCGUUGAGAAUGAAAGGGUUGGAGAUUUUGUUGAUGUUUUGCUUGAUUUGGAGGAAGAUGACAAACUCAGCGAUUCUGACAUGAUUGCUGUGCUUUGGGAGAUGAUUUUCAGAGGAACCGACACAGUUGCCAUACUACUAGAAUGGAUUCUUGCAAGAAUGGUGUUGCACCCAGAAAUCCAGUCCAAAGCUCAGUCUGAAAUCGAAGCCGUGGUGGGCUCCACGAGAACCGUCCAGGGCUCCGACAUUGCCAACCUGCCUUACCUCCAAGCCAUUGUGAAGGAGUGCCUGAGGGUGCACCCGCCGGGCCCUCUCCUCUCCUGGGCUCGCAUUGCCAUCCAUGAUGUCUACGUGGGAGAUAACUUUGUCCCGGCUGGAACUUCGGCCAUGGUGAACAUGUGGGCAAUCACACACGACGCGAAGGUCUGGACUGAGCCGGAGAAGUUUAGUCCGGAGCGUUUCAUGGCGGAGGAUGUGAGCAUCAUGGGGACUGAUCUGAGGCUGGCGCCUUUCGGUUCCGGAAGGAGGGUUUGUCCUGGAAAAGCGUUGGGAUUGGCCACUGUCCAGCUCUGGCUUGCUCAGCUGCUACAGAACUUCAACUGGAUUGGUUCGGAGAAUGGUGACGUGGACUUGUCGGAGUGUUUGAAGCUUUCGAUGGAGAUGAAGAGCCCGUUGGUUUGCAGGGCGGUUCCUAGGUUUGUUUGAUGAAGCUUUUUUGAGUUGUUAAACCAACCCUUGCGUGGUUUAAUUAGCUUGGUUAACAAGUUAGGGUAGACUCUAGUUUGAUUAAAGGAGUAAAUCAUGAUUAGGUGCCAAGUUUUGGAUAUGUUAGCUGCCACAGUUGGGGAAUCUCAUGAACUACAACAAGUUUGGGUUUAUCUUUUGGUUAAGUAUUAGUAGUUUAUGUUAAUUAAAUCGUGUUUGUGUAAUGCAUGGGCUGCUUAAUGACUGUAUAAUACUGUUUGGAAUAUAUCAACUUUGCUGAUUCUAUAUAUAGUUAUUGUGUUUUAUA